UUAAUUUGGCAACACUGGCGAAAGUAAAGUGACGUUUUGAAUUUCGGCUGAAGUUGCAGUCAAAUUCAAUCGAUUUUUAUAUGAAUUGGCGAUAAAAUAAAAACAAUGUCGCUAGCUAAAAUAUUUUCAGUGUCGUCACGAGUCCGUGCGACAAAUGCUGGCAAUGUGAUGGUACGUCACUGCUCUGGAGGGAAAGUAGAGAAAGUUUAUCCACCCAACUCUCCCGGCUACAAAUAUGUGAAUGCUGAAGACCCUGAGAUGACAUUUAGAGCUAUGUCAGACAGAGCUGCUCAAACUAUGUUUUGGACAGAGCUGGCUAGGGGAUUUGCAGUCACAUUAGCCCACAUUUUCAAGGAGCCAGCCACCAUCAACUACCCCUUCGAAAAGGGUCCUCUCUCACCCCGAUUCCGAGGCGAGCAUGCUUUGCGUCGAUACCCUUCUGGUGAAGAGAGAUGCAUUGCAUGUAAAUUGUGCGAAGCCAUCUGCCCGGCCCAGGCGAUUACAAUCGAAGCGGAGGAACGUAAGGACGGCUCUAGAAGGACUACACGCUACGACAUUGAUAUGACUAAAUGUAUCUAUUGUGGUUUCUGUCAGGAAGCGUGCCCAGUUGACGCUAUUGUAGAAGGGCCCAACUUCGAGUUCUCGACAGAAACUCACGAAGAACUUCUAUACAAUAAAGAAAAGUUGUUAUCAAACGGAGACAAAUGGGAAAGCGAAAUAGCGUCUAACAUAAGAGCGGACCAUCUCUACCGCUAAACUGAAACCGCUUAAUAACUUAUUAUUACCUUAGUGUAAAUACUUUUAAGACCUAUUUUGCAACAACAUUCAGAAGACUUUAACCUUUUAAGCGCUUGGCUAAAUAUCAAUUGUCGUGCCCCUAGCGCGCCGCUACAAAUCGAUAAAAUAAUACCUACAAUAAAUAAGGAGGAGUAAUCGUUGUAUCGAUAAAAAAAAGUCAAAAAGUUUUUUAUGUUUUUAUUUAAAAUCAGCCUUCUUGUAUCACAAUCAUUCAUCUUUAAGGUGAAAGCUUAUCUCUAAGUGAAAAUUAGUAAAAUUUCCGAAAUCUAACUUAUUUUGACUAAUUCUUUGUGAGAGCGAAUGGAGCGACCGUUUUAAUAAUUCUUAUGUUUAAAGUUAUUCUUGUUAAUUUAACUUUAUUUCGUAUGACACUGUUUAUUUCAUGCUGAAUGAUGCAUUAUACCUGAUUAUUUAACUGUUUGUUAUUUUGUUUUUAAAAUGCGCAUUGCAUUGUAUCCCAUCCCUAUGGUCAUAUUUAUGCGACACGCGCGAUAGACACCGAAGAAAAGUCCGAGCUGCCAAUUACUUAUUUUUGUUUAAGUUUUUUCAAUGCUUAGAGCUAUGAAACAUAAUUUUAAGUAAUUGUUGUAAUAAAUAGCUCUAUUCAAUAAUAGUUUUAGUUAUACCACGAAGUUAAUAGGACGAUAAUAGAACGAAAAAAUCAUGGAUAUUCUCUGUCGCAGAAAUACGACACGGGCGGUAGGGGCACGGCAAUAUUUGUCGCAUAUAUGCGACUCGCGCGGUUAAAAGGUUAAAUUUUAGACAUUUUAUUUCAAUUAAUUUACAUUGGUAGUGGUUAAUUGUGAACAAAAUAGGGCUUAAAACUAGUAAUAAAUUUGUUUUUGUGAUAAAUAAAACAUAUUCUCAGUU
Messenger RNA from Amyelois transitella, 1668 nucleotides. It is a transcript of the gene Ndufs8, whose product is annotated as NADH-ubiquinone oxidoreductase subunit 8-like. Gene Ontology annotation, molecular function: 4 iron, 4 sulfur cluster binding; NADH dehydrogenase activity. Gene Ontology annotation, biological process: mitochondrial respiratory chain complex I assembly; mitochondrial electron transport, NADH to ubiquinone. The coding region runs from base 106 to 756 and encodes 216 amino acids. The record is from RefSeq and is a predicted model, not a curated record. Gene Ontology annotation, cellular component: membrane. NCBI's taxonomy places the organism in Eukaryota, Metazoa, Arthropoda, Insecta, Lepidoptera, Pyralidae. The transcript is spliced from 5 exons.